Aethina tumida (small hive beetle) is the source of this 2682-nucleotide messenger RNA. It is a transcript of the gene RhoGEF4, whose product is annotated as putative protein tag-52. Lineage: Eukaryota; Metazoa; Arthropoda; Insecta; Coleoptera; Nitidulidae. The record is from RefSeq and is a predicted model, not a curated record. The transcript has 4 exons. Gene Ontology annotation, cellular component: cytoplasm. Gene Ontology annotation, molecular function: guanyl-nucleotide exchange factor activity. The coding region runs from base 295 to 1965 and encodes 556 amino acids.
UUUUUAAUUAACGCAAAGUACGAUUCAUGUAUACAAAUAUAUUUUUCAAUUUUUAUUUCUUCAGUACUAUUAAUUAUUCUCAAUUCGUCAAUUCUAAUUCUGAAUAAAAAUGUUUGAGAAUAGAAAGGGACGUCCCUCGAAAUAUACAACUGGCAACCCUGCCAUAGAUUUGUAAAUAAGGUUCGCGGAACUAGCUGAUGUUUACCGGUUUUUCUGCAGACAAAUUUUAUUUAUAAAGACGUGGUGUUUAAUUAAUGUUUUUGAUGAUUCGAGGUGACUUGAAGUAACUAAGCAAUGGAUACUAAAAUGGAGAAACCAGCUGAAGAAACAGUUGAAAGUCCCAGUAAUCAAAACUUACAGACAGUCACUCCUUUGACCAUAAAAUUAGAGCCUAUAACUCCUAAAUCCAAAAAGGAUUUGGAAUGCUCAAUAAAAGGUAUGACUCCAGUUAGUGUAAAAUUAGUACCCAUUGAUUCAAAGGCUCUAAAAAUGAUUCGAAGUAGCACAAAGAAAGCAAAAAUUCCCAUUGAUCCUGUUACUCCCAAAGCAAAUAUUGAAUUUAGCUUAGAACUGAAGAAAGUAAUUAAUGAAAGGAAUAUAUUAACAUCGAAAACAAAAAAGGUCGUAUUUGAUGCACUGGAUGACAUAAAAAAUAAGACCGAGGAGGAAAGUAGAAAUUAUAAAAAGAAUAAAGCACUCUUAGAAAUUAUUAACAGUGAAAUGAAAUAUGUUUCUCAAUUAGAAACAAUAAUUAAUUAUUUUAUGAAGCCAACUUUGGAUAGAAAACUUUUAAAAAAAGAUGAUUAUAAUAUAUUGUUUGGUAACAUUGAAACUAUUUACAAUAUUAACAAGCAAUUGUUAGAAGAAUUGGAUGAGGGGCACAAUAAUGUUGCUAAUGCCUUCUUAAAGUUUGCACCUUUCUUUAAACUAUACUCAGUUUAUGCCUCAGAAUUUAAAAAUGCCCUCAGAAUAAUUCAGAGUGCAAGAUCCCUAAAUCCAAAAUUUGCUUCAUUUGUUGAAAUGCAAGAAACUCGACCAGAAGUUCAGAGCAAAUUGUCAUCAUUGUUGAUAACACCUAUACAAAGAGUUCCUCGAUAUAAGUUGCUGCUGAUGCACCUCCAGGAACUUACAUCUACUAAAGAAAAAGAAUACAAUCUAAUAGUUGAAUGUCUUGAAAAAAUAGAAGAUGCUGCUGAGCAUAUCAACAAGGUUGUUGACAACCAAGAGAAUGCUCAAAGGUUAUUGGAAUUGCAAAGGUGCUUAUGUAGUGGGGAACCCAAUAUAAUUACGCCCGGCCGAACCCUUAAAAAAGAAGGAAUCUUGAUGAAAAUGUCCUCUAAACAAUCUCACAGUGAAAAACUAUAUGUUGUUCUUAUGAAUGACAUAAUUAUGUUUAAUAAAAUGAAGAAAGAUGAACCAAAAGUGAAUUCAUUGAAAUGUUCUUCAAUAUUUCCUUUAAAUAAAUGUAAAAUUGCUGAAAUACUAGAUAAAGGAUGUUUUCGAAUAAACUGUCAAGAUGAUGAGAUCAUAUUAUACCAUGAUAAAUUUAAUGAAACCAAAAUGUGGAUAGAAGCGUUAGAUAAUGCCAUUCACAAUUACAUAGAAGAUAGGAAAACUUUAAGAAAAGAAAGCUCUUCAAGAAGACCAGUCAAAAGAAAAGAUAUACUGGAGUAUAAUGAGCCAUGUGUAAUAGCAACACCUAUGAAAAAAAGAAAAAUUGAUGGACAACAUUCAUUAUUAGGAAUACCAAUUUCUGGACGGAAAUCAAUUCAUCACCAUGACUCCCUUAAACCCAGUUUAGGGACACCAGCCAACCAAUUAAAUGGUAAUCCAAAUUUGCACAAAGAGUUGUAUGUAUUUGGAAAUCCAGGAAACACCAAUAAUGGGUUUAGGUUUACUAAACUCCUGGGGGACGUUGGUUCAUCUAUAAAAAGACUUUUUGGGUUUAAGAAAGAAAGAAAUUGAUUUUCAUUCUAUUUUGUAUGGAGUCAUACAUUUGUAUACUUUUAUAGUAUUUACUUAUCAAAUGUUACUCAAAAUAACAUAUGUAAAAUUUGUAUAGGGUCAAUAAGUUUCAAAGAGAUAACAUUUAACAUAGGUAUAACAGUGCAUCUCUGUGUUUACUAUUUAAAAGUGGUUUUAAUAAAUUCUUUCAAUGUAUCAAUUUUCACUAUUUUUCAGCAGUAAAAUUUUAGACUUUCUUAGCAAUUUUUGUCAAGAUAUGAUUUAAUUUGUCUGGAUGCGUCAUAUAUUAUUUUGAGUAGUUUAAAUUAUCUGAUAGAUUUAUUAUGCAGCAUGACUUACUAUUUUAAAAUUACCAUUAAGUUAUUGAGAAUGAGCAGAAUAAUGUGAAGAGAGUAGACCCCUUGAAGGUGUACUCCAGAAGAUGUUUUUUUUUGUUGAUUUUAAAUCAAAAUACUUCUGGUUUUUAUCACAUUCCACGUAUAUAUAAAAUGUUUGUAUUUAUUUUUUAUAUUUUUUUAUACAUUAUUUUUUUUUAGUUUGAUAAUUAUGUCUAAUUUGUAUUGAUAAAUCAUACAUGUGAUAUUGCUACACUGUUACAUACUGAUUUUGUACAUAAGUAGUUUCUGUGAGCGUCCUUAUUUUUAUUAAGCGACGAAUUUUUUAAAAUUUGUAAUGAUUCAUUAACAGUUAAAUAAAUGUAAUCUUAUCAAAGUGUUA